AUGCAGUACAAAAAUGACUAUCUCGGCCACGAGAAGACGUUUGAAUUCCCUAUUGGGUUCGAGAACCAUACAACGGUUCCGCAGAAUGAGCAAAGUGGGGACUGCGGUGUAUACACCUUGAAGUGCAUCGAGUGUUUAGCUCUUGGUCGUAGUUUGACCGGUAUCAACGACACAAAUGUUGAUGACAUCCGUCUCAAGUACGCUGCUGAGAUGAUGGAUGAGUUGGACUUGUCUGACUUCUUGCAAAUCACAAGCCCAUACCCGCGCGGUACAUCUGAUGAUGAUCGGUCGGGGCUGCAGACGGAUUUGUUGGAUUCGUUGUAA
Microthlaspi erraticum is the source of this 324-nucleotide messenger RNA. The record is from the annotation of a GenBank genome assembly. Lineage: Eukaryota; Viridiplantae; Streptophyta; Magnoliopsida; Brassicales; Brassicaceae.